GGGAAUGUUCUGGGAAUGCCCCGGGGAUGCUGUGAGCAUUCCAGGCAGGAAUUCCCCAGCUGCUCCCCUGUUUGCAGGUUCCUGUACGAGCCCCACAGCAGAGGGCACCGCUACUACCGCCAGAAGCUGGAGGAGUUCCGCCGGGCCCGGGCUGCCCCCGGGGGCUCCCCUUUUCCCGGGAAUUCUCCUUUUCCCUCCGGAGAAUCCGGCCUCAAACGGAAAAGCAGCCCCGAGGCUUCUCCCUCCCCUCUGUGCUUCCCCCCUCUCCCGGUUCCCUCCCCUCUCCCUCUCCCCAUUCCCGUCCUGCCUCCUCUGCCUCUCCCCGUUCCCUCUCCCGUUGUUCCGCCGCCUCUUCCCGUUCCUUCGGCCUCUCCUGCCCCCUCCUCAUCCUCCACCUCCCCUCCGGAUCAGCUGGCCCCAAGCCCGGCCCCAAUCCCCAAUCCAGCCGUGACCCCAAAUCCAGCUGCAAUCCCAAAUCUUGCCACGACCCCGAAUCCGUCCGUGACCCCAAAUCCCGCUCCGGGCAGCACCAAAAAGAAGAGGAAGAGCCGGUGGGGGCCGGAGGAGGAAAAGGUGGAAUUGCCUCUCCCCCAGCUGGUGCAGCAGCUGGAUUCUCCCUCUCCCCUCUCAGUUCAGGACCUGAAGGGUCUGGGGUACGAGAAGGGCAAACCCGUGGGACUGGUGGGAGUCACGGAGCUCUCGGAGGCCCAGAAGAAGCAGCUGAAGGAGCAGCAGGAGAUGCAGCAGAUGUACGACAUGAUCAUGAAGCACAAGCGAGCCAUGCAGGAGAUGCAGCUGCUGUGGGAGCGGGCGCUGCAGCAGCACCAGCACGGCUACGACAGCGACGAGGAGGUGGACAGCGAGCUGGGCACCUGGGAGCACCGCCUGCGCCGCAUGGAGAUGGACAAGACACGGGAGUGGGCAGAGCAGCUGACCCAGAUGGGCCGAGGGAAACAUUUCAUCGGGGAUUUCCUCCCGCCCGACGAGCUGGAAAAGUUCAUGGAGACCUUCAAGGCCCUCAAGGAGGGCCGGGAGCCGGAUUAUUCCGAGUACAAGGAAUUCAAGCUGACGGUGGAAAACAUCGGAUACCAAAUGCUGAUGAAAAUGGGAUGGAAGGAAGGAGAGGGAUUGGGAUCCGAUGGGCAGGGAAUUAAAAACCCUGUCAGCAAGGGCACCACCACCAUGGACGGGGCGGGGUUCGGGAUCGAGCGCCCGGCGGAGCUGACCAAGGAGGACGACGAGUACGAGGCCUUCCGCAAGCGCAUGAUGCUGGCCUACCGCUUCCGGCCCAACCCCCUGAACAACCCACGGCGACCUUACUACUGAGGAGGGCUUUUCCCAAAGGAUUUCCUGGGAAUUCUCAUCCCAAACUUCAUUAUCCAUCUCUUUUCUCCUGCUAUUAUCUGGCUUUUUUUUUUUUUUUUUUUUGGGAAUCACAGCUCCUCCCUCCCCCAUGGAAAAGCUUUCCCAGCUUUUUUUGGGGACAUGGGGAGGGUUUGGAGCAGCCCCAAGAAAUUCCCCAAGAGACCCCAAUUCCAAGGAGUUUGGGAUUUUUGGGAAUGGCAGAUCUUGUGCUGCUCCAGGAAUUUGUGGGGGGGGUUCAUUCCUUGAUUUUUAUCUUGGAAUCCCAAAUCCAAGAGAUUUUUGGGGAAUUUGGGGAACCAGUGCCUCCAGUUUUGCCUCUGGAUGGGCGGAUCUGGCCUGGAUCCGUUGGGAAUUCCAGGAUUUGAUGGAUCCAGGGGGGGAUUUAUUCCCUUCCCAGGGAUUUUGCCAACACCUCCUGUGCUUUGGGAUGAUGGAGACCCAAAAUUCCGAAGCCACGCUUUGGAAAAAUCCAACAAAAUUCCAGCACCACGCUUGGGAAAAAUCCAGUUGGAUUUUGUUGUCCUAAAAAUGGGAAAAAAGAGAAAAAAGAAAAAACUCUGGAAAUGCAAAUUUUCUUCACAGAGUCUGUAAAUAAAAUCAAACUUGUUUGUUC
Molecule: messenger RNA, 1978 nt
Organism: Serinus canaria (Common canary)
Lineage: Eukaryota; Metazoa; Chordata; Aves; Passeriformes; Fringillidae
Gene: SUGP1
Product: SURP and G-patch domain containing 1
Biological process (GO): RNA processing
Cellular component (GO): nucleoplasm
Molecular function (GO): RNA binding
Source: RefSeq, a predicted model, not a curated record